AUCCGUACGGUGUGAGGAAAGAAAAGACUACAAGCAACAUGGGGCAGUGGAAGCCUGUCGUGGUGGGUCUAGUCGUAUGUUUGAUAGACCAAGUCGUGUCGUCCUCCGAGAUAACCUGUAACUACCCUGACGAAUACAAGCACCACCCAAAGACUGCAAUCGCUUCAUUCACUGCGCCAUGGGCAAUCCCUAUGUAAAACAAUGCCCGCUAGACUUGGUGUUUAGCGACGUACUCAAAAUUUGUGUCUUCAAAGACAGUUUGUACGACGACUGUACUCCUAGGGGUAGUGGUGGUGGGAAUUCCGGCUCAGACGGCUCCAACAUGGGAGGCACCAACCAUGGAGGCUCUAAGCCGGGCGGUUCCAAACCGGACGGUUCCAAAUCGGGAGGCUCAAACAGUGGCGGCAGUAGCUCUGACGAGAGCACUGGCGUUACGAGCGGCACCAUGAGCAGUAGCAGUAAUACAGGUUCCUCAGGGUCUUCUUCCAAUCAAGGAAGAGUAGUAAGGGUGGUUGGAGAUCUCUCGGCAUCUGGCGAGAACGCUCGGUCUUCAGCCAACUGUCCACGAAACUCGGUCGUCCUGAAUUGCGCUUGUAACGAGAGAACUGGCUGUAAUGGUCAGAUAAUUUCGGGGCGGGUCUGUCGGGUGUUCAAUGCCCGGAGAGCUUCAGGUCAAAGGGCGCUAGCGAUCUGUUUCUACGACAAUGUGAAUAACUGGGAAGUCGUGAACUCACUUUUGGUGUCUUCGCCUGAGGCAAUUUGUACUCCAGGCUUCCAAGUGUACGCUUGCACGAUUCACUACAGGAAUUCCCAUCGGGAAAGGGUCUUCGCGUUGCUGGACAGGGCCCGCAACUCCUGUCGUGCGGUCAGUUCUUGCCAAUACGGAAGAGGUUGCAGGACUCAGGCUAUAUGUCGCAAAAUUGAAGAAUGACCCCUGACGUAUGUCACUGACCAGGCACCGACGAAGACAUAACCAUUAUUUGUUCUGAAUUGCUGGAAAGUUAAAAAAAAAAAAAAAAAAUCACGGUGAAUAUGCAACAUUAUAUAUAUUAUAUGUUUUUACUCAAUGUGAAAAUAAAGCAUCUAUAAUCCUUAUAUACCACA
Messenger RNA from Liolophura sinensis, 1104 nucleotides. RefSeq lists its product as uncharacterized. Bases 179 to 931 code for a protein of 250 amino acids. The transcript is spliced from 4 exons. Lineage: Eukaryota; Metazoa; Mollusca; Polyplacophora; Chitonida; Chitonidae. The record is from RefSeq and is a predicted model, not a curated record.